ACAUGCAGUUGUUGUCAAUUAUUUGAAUUUUUAUGUUUCAAUUCUCAAAUAUGAUAAGAUCAAGCCGAGCCAACCCUAGCCGAGCCGUUCUCUCACCGUCAACUUCAACCGUCAUGCAACCCAAAGCCAUUGCCAAUGAUGCUAAACGGCUCCCCCCUCUCCCGGCCCGGUGACUUCAACGGCUCGACCGUACCGUAUUACUCACUCUCCCCCCGACACAUUCGGCUCACGCGUCCGGCACUUCGUCGCCGACGCAACCUCUUUAACCUCUAACCCUUAACCCUUUACCCCUUAACCCUACCAACUCCCUCUCUCUUCCACCCCCGAUCCCGUUCCCGAUCACGAUCCCGACUACCCAAAUCUCAAAUCACCGAUCACGUGCCGUAUUUUUAUCUCCGUCGCCUCCGCCGCCGCCGCUCCCUAUGGGCGACUUGAACGAUUCCUUGACACCGUCAUCGGGCCACUCCCGGCCCAUGCCCGUUCGUGAAGACUGCUGGAGCGAGGAGGCUACCUCCACUCUCGUCGACGUUUGGGGCCGCCGUUUUGUCGAGCUCAACCGGGGGAAUCUUCGCCAGAAAGAUUGGCAAGAUGUGGCUGAAGCCGUCAAUGCCCUCCAUGGCCACUCCAAGAAGACUCACCGUACUGACGUCCAGUGCAAAAACCGAAUCGAUACCAUUAAGAAGAAGUACAAGAUCGAGAAGGCUAGAGUAUCCGCUUCCAACGGAUCUGUAACCUCGUCUUGGCCCUUCUACGAUCGCCUCGAUGGUCUGAUUGGAUCCAAUUUUUCUCAGAAGAAGCCAUCCACCUCGAUGUCUCAAUCUCCGCCGAUGGCUCGUCCUCUCUCCUACCGGAAAGCGCCGUCUUCGGGGACUGCAAAUGCGGUUUCUGUUGCCAUUCCGCAGAAGCGCCCAUUGGCGGCAGUGGAUGAUGGGUUUUUUCGCAGGAAUUAUUCAGCCAUGGCUGCCGCGGCUGCUGCUACAGAAGCAGAGGAGGACGAGGAAGAGGAGGAGGCGGAAGCGGAGGCGGAGGAGAGGGGAAGUGAGGAUGAGGAGGGAGAAGGAGAGGGCAUGAGAAGGUUGGCCAAAGCAAUAGAGAGGUUUGGGAAGAUGUACGAAAGAGUGGAAGCAGAGAAGUUGAGGCAGAUGGUGGAAUUGGAGAAGCAGAGGAUGCAAUUUGCAAAGGACUUGGAGGUUCAGCGUAUGCAGAUGUUUACGGAAACUCAAGUUCAGCUCGAGAGGAUCAAGCGCGGGAAGAAAUCGGGUUCCAAUGUUUGAAGUUCGUUUUGAAGGGAUCUGCUGUUUGAAGCUCUUCUUGUUUCCUACGUCAAGUAUUCGUGAGAAGUAACAGAGUCAACUUCUGGAGUUUUACCAACGUUGUUUCUAAUUGCAUUAGGAUUUAACCCUUUGAAGAGACAUACCCUUUAAUGAUGAUGUCUAAUAGGAAUGGUCUUCUUUGAAGAGGUUAUUCAUUUUUGUUAUUUACUUUUGCUUUUGGUUUCCCCUGAUUCGCUUUGUCAAACAUGUGCUAGUGGUGGACUGUUGUUGAUUUGGGAAAUCUAUGAACUCAAGGAGAGUCUAAACUGUUUUUCUCUAUGUGUCGAUUCACCUCUGAUCCUUCACAGAGCACUCCCCUCCGUUCCUCUCUUUAUUAUUCCAACUAUAAACAAGUAUUUGAGGAGUCUAAAUAACCAAUUAUUACCCCAAUGAGAAAUUGCUACCAAUUUUGUUUGUACUAGGAACUCGAAAAUGGAGAUCAUUGAACUGCUGUCUUUCCAGUUUCCAAUUUCCUUCUAUAGUGUUUCUCUACUGAUGAAGAUUGUAGGAAACAUUUGGUAUCAUAAGUAGCAACUUAUAUGCAUUACUAGUGUGUAUCAUUAACUGAUCAUUCUUAUUUUGAUUCAUUUGUUAGAUCAUGAGGUUUGAUGCUGUAAUCAUUCUAAUAUUGGAAGCUUUUAAUAGCACGUUUAGAGAUGAGGGAAAACAUUCUUUGUUAUAUACAAGAGACGAACAGAUUCAGGGAAAGUCUGUACGGUUAAUUUCGGAUCUUUAUAAAAUCUUGGUUACGAGAAAUAGCUUAUGGGAUAUAGAUUCACAUGGAGGGCAGGUAUAUGGUUUUGAUCCCCCACCCAAACCAAAGCCAUUAAUCACCAAGGACUUUCAGUGUUCCAUUAGUCUCCUUUAAGCUUAUGCCCCCUCUCCCUUUUGAUGUUGUCUUUGCCUCCUUUUGCUGCUUGCAUAUUGUUCUUUGCUUGAAUAUAGAAUUGGCAUGCUUGAUGAAUAGUUGGCCUUUUUGGAAUGCAUUACUUUUGGAGACUUUUCUUUUUUUUUUUUUUUUUUUUUUUUUUUUUUCUUUUUGUCAACUUAUGUUUGGUCUAAUAACUAUGAAUUCUGCCAAAUAUGCUCCAAGUUUUAUUCCUGUCUAAAGUUGUAAGAUAAAAGGAUAUCAAAGUUCUCUCUCUGUGCUGUCUGUCCUGGAAGAAUUCGUAAAACUAUCCAAUCAGAUUGUUUAGAAUAUAAACCACUCGGGGAUCAACAAUGUAACAGCCAAAGCCCACCGCUAGCAGAUAUUGUUCUUUUUGGGCUUACUCUUUUAAGCUUCUCUUCAAAGUUUUUAAAACGCGUCUGCUAGAGAUAGGUUUACCCACUCUUAUAAAGCCCAAAGAGGAUAAUAUCUGAUAGCGGUGGGCUUGGGCUGUUAUAGACAGACUUGAACAAGUUUUUCAAAACUUGUCCGGUAGGAUGCCUCAAACUCAGCUGUUUGAUAAACUGUAGUAGUGCAUUGUAUUGGGAGAUGGUCAUGAGAAGCAGCAAGGUGAAGUAAGAAUGGUUUAAAAUGUCUCAGAUUGCUAGUUCCUUUUGCAUGUUUAUUGUUAACAUUUGUGGUGUGUAUGGAAUUCUUACUUUGGCAUAAGAUGUUAUUUGUUUCUCAUUUGCGUACAUGUUGGUUGCAAUU
Cucurbita pepo subsp. pepo (vegetable marrow) is the source of this 2952-nucleotide messenger RNA. Its product is annotated as trihelix transcription factor ENAP1. Gene Ontology annotation, molecular function: transcription cis-regulatory region binding. The record is from RefSeq and is a predicted model, not a curated record. NCBI's taxonomy places the organism in Eukaryota, Viridiplantae, Streptophyta, Magnoliopsida, Cucurbitales, Cucurbitaceae. Gene Ontology annotation, cellular component: nucleus.